Messenger RNA from Colletotrichum lupini, 474 nucleotides. RefSeq lists its product as uncharacterized. Bases 1 to 474 code for a protein of 157 amino acids. The record is from RefSeq and is a predicted model, not a curated record. The transcript has a single exon. NCBI's taxonomy places the organism in Eukaryota, Fungi, Ascomycota, Sordariomycetes, Glomerellales, Glomerellaceae.
AUGAACGCUACUGUCAUCUGCAUGAUAUUUCUGAUACAAGCGACCUACCCUACGCUGGGUCCACAUAUCCAAAAAUUCUACGCCCCUAUCGACAAGGCCUUUGGUCUGCUAACUGAUCUCUUACUCAACUUGGCGUUCAUAUGGAAGGUCCAUCAUGAACUGAUCGCCAACGGUCUGACAAAAUAUCGAUUGUUGUUCAAUCUCAACAUCGCUGCUAUAAUACUUUCGCUGUCUAUGGAUGUAGGUCGCAGCGUAUUUCCUUCAUUCAAGCCGUUUCCGAGAACUGCCUUAAGAGCAUCGCUGAUUCGUCGUACAAAGAUCGCCCUCCUUGUCGUUGUGCUUGUUCUACCGAAUUCCUUUAUUUACACUUGUAUCCACCCGAUAGUCUAUAGUGUCAAACUUGCCAUUGAACUGAUGAUGGCAGAUCUGAUAGUCCAGGUCACGCAAGAGCAAUAUCAAAUGCCGGAAAUUUAG